AUGUUCUGCGCGGUCAUCGCCCGCCGGAUCCCAGCAGCUCCUGAUUUCGGCCCCCGGCACGGCGAUAUCGCCUUCGCGGAGCUAUGGGCGCUGAAACGGGCGUUCCUGGACAUGGCCGCCUACGGGGUCUACGACCUGGUCCUACUACAUCAGGCGGUCGAGACCCUCGUGUGCCGCUGCCUUUCCGGGAAAAUGACCCCCGACGAGCAGCAGCGUGCCAUCAUCGCCCUGGAGCACCUCGGUGCUUCCUUCGGCGUCCCGCUGUCUGUGCAGGUCAAGGAGGCUCUGGCGCGCUCGUGCGCCGCGGCGGCACCUGGCGCCGACGACGAAGACGACGCGUGCGCUGGCGAGGGCCCGGAGAACGUGAACGCCGCGCAAUCCACGGCGGCGGUCGAGACCUCCGGGAACGAAGCCGAUGACUUCCGAGGCGGCGAGGAGGAGACCGGUGAGUGUCGGACCGGCGAGCGGGAGGUCGCCGAGGUCGGCGUGGCGGCGCACGCCAUGUGUGCAGACGCCGCGCGUCGAGACGACGUUGCGGACCAGGAAAGAGCAGCCAAUGGAGCAAACAGUGAGGUUGAGAAGAAGAAGAAAAGGAAGAACAAGAGAGACCACGAUGGGCGACGCAGUGAUGUGGAGGCCACGGAGAACGCAGGCGACGAAAAAUACUCUGAAGUGGACGAGGAGUCUCGGGAUGGCGAAAGGGCGGCCGUGGAGGAAGGGAAAGACGAGGACAACGCAGGAAGUGACGACGGCACUGGAAACUGGGAAGGAGUAGUCAAUGGUGAUGCAGUGGACAAAGAAGACGAACUCGCGCAGCAUGGAGGCGUUGGCGGCGAGACAGCCCCAAAUACGAAACGCGAACCGAAGGAGAACGUUAAGAAGGAUGGUGGUCAGGAAGAAGAGGGUCAAGAAAGGAAAGAAAAGAACGAGGUAGGGAGUAAGAAGGACGAGACCGCCAACGAGGAUGAGUCAGCUGACGGCAAGGACAAGAGAAACGCGGUGGAGGCUAACAACGACGGGGAUUCAAGCAAGGCUCGGCAAGCAGAUACCGAGGAUGCCGACACUGAUCACAAAAAGGAACCAGACGUCAACAACAGUAAAAGAGCAGGCAACCACAGGCAGCGGCAACAAGGCGAGAAAGCGUCGGACACUGAGGACAAGACGGACGGGCAGAACGAGCUCAAGAAACGGAGGUCGCCAGCAUUUAACAACUACCAUCUGGAGGAGUGUCCGCCACCUCGACGUGACUGGCCCUGGCGGCUACAACGGAAAAACACGACACAGCGAGUGACACAGCGCAACAUCUACGACAACGGCACCAGCAACAAGCAACAACGUCAGCGCGAGGAGGUCUACCGUGACUACUCUCUGCCCGCUAGCUCGGUGGGUGUGGUGCUGCACCGGGCUCUCGCGGUCCUGCUCUCGCGGAUGAACGUGGUCGUCAUCCUGAGCGAGUCCGAUUAG
This is a messenger RNA of Rhipicephalus sanguineus (brown dog tick), 1464 nucleotides long. RefSeq names its product protein starmaker-like. The record is from RefSeq and is a predicted model, not a curated record. The coding region runs from base 1 to 1464 and encodes 487 amino acids. The transcript is spliced from 3 exons. NCBI's taxonomy places the organism in Eukaryota, Metazoa, Arthropoda, Arachnida, Ixodida, Ixodidae.